GGUAUUGAAAAGGUUGGUGAACGAGAAUUCAGCCUGCUUAGUUUACAUUUGUACUGAAAUAGCAGUGAGUGUAAUUUCCAUCAGACGAUAUUAUCAUCUUAUUGUAGUAUUUCUUUCGAUUUUUUCCGUAAAAUCAUAACAAUAUUGUCGCUGGAUAUUCGAUAAAAGAUGUUUUGAAAUGGAAUGGGAAAUUAAUGAAAAUUUAAUGACGGUCUAAUUUAACCGUUGAGUGAACAACAUCGCUAUGAAUAUCUUCUACUGGUCCAUAUUAGUAUUUCACUUCUCGGAGGCAGUAUAUUCGAAGAGAUCAAGGCAUCAUCGUACGGAAAAUGGAAUUAGUACCGCUUCAACCGUUCGGAUUACUACUCCGGUAUCGUACUUUGGCUCGAUAUUAGAAGAUGAUUUUUUUGAUUACAAUGCAGAAUCAUUAACCAGGCACAAUCCUUGCUUGGUAAAAUAUUGCGGUAAAGGAGAAGAAUGUAUCGUGCAAAAAGGAGCGGCGGAAUGCAUCUGCCAGAGGCAAUGCCCAAAAAUAAAAAAACCUAUUUGCGGCUCGGAUGGGAAAUUAUAUCCGAAUCAUUGCGAACUUCAUCGUACCGCGUGUUUAACAUCGAAACCAUUAUUCGUGGAUCAUAGUUUCGGGUGUAGUUCGACUCCUUCAGACGAUGAAACAGACAACGUUGCAGAAACCAAUGGAAAUUCGCUAGUUAAAUAUAAUGAAACAGCCGACUCUGUCGUUUCGUUAGUUUCUAAUCGAAAAAGCUCGAUAAAAACAGAAAAUCCCGUAUUUAUUCUUGAUUACCCGGCCGAUAACAAAAAGGAAAAUUCUACCCGAACGACAGAUUCGUCUUAUUACGAUUUCGCAUCAGAUAACGCCGCCGCCGACGACGAAGAUAAUGAAGACGACGUUGAUCGAAAUGAUUUACAAAAACAAAAUAACGAACAGCAGAAACACAAAGAAGAAACUGAAAACGAACAAUGUACAGCUCAAGAAUAUGAAACAAUGAAGGAUAAUUUGUUAUUAAUAAAUCAAGUGAAAUAUAUGCACCAUGAGGCAUGGACAGGUGGUAAAGAAUACAUAGUGAGCGCUUUAUUUAAAUACCUAGAUGUUGAUGCAAAUGGUUUACUGACUGAAGAAGAGCUUAUCAAAGUUUCGAAACGAGGUGAUUUAAGAAGCGUUUCGAGCAAAUGUCAUUUAAUGAGUUUGAUUUCCAGAGAAGAUAUCGACAAAGAUAAUCGAUUAGGCUCGAAUGAAUUUUACGCAGCAUUCAGUAAAUUAUACAGUUUAUCUGUAGUUUCACUGGACAAAGCAUUGGAAGUAAAUCAUUUGUCAGCCCGAGUUGGGGAUAACGUUGAGAUAAAAUGCGACGUUACUGGAACUCCUCCGCCGCCUAUAGUUUGGCGCAGAAACGCCGCUGAUUUAGCCUCGCUGGGUGAAGACGAAGUCCGGGUUUUCAGUGAUGGAGCUCUGUAUUUGACACGCAUUCAGUUGGUACACGCUGGUAAUUACACUUGUCAUGCUCAACGGAAUACGGAUGUCAUACAAACUCACGUUCUCACAGUUCACACUGUACCAGAAGUUAAAGUUACGCCGCGGAUUCAAUCGCGACGUCCGGGCGAAGAGGCUUCCAUGUUUUGUCAUGUCAUCGGCGAACCGUUCCCCAAAGUUGAAUGGCUGAAGAAUGACGAACCCUUACGGUUGGAUUUGAUUAGGAAGUAUGACAUUAUUGGAAACGGAACCGAACUAAAAAUACAUAAUAUCGAAUACGCCGAUACCGGAGCAUACAUGUGUCAAGGGUCUAACGUAGGUGGUCUCACCAGAGACAUAUCAUCGCUUAUUGUUCAACAACAACCUACACCGACCGCACCUACGGAAGAGAGAAGAUUUUUCACGUUUCACGAUUGGGGUGUUGCCGUUUACGAGCCCAGUGCUUGUCGAUUAUAUCAUCAAAUCCAAUCUACCGAUAUAAUUCCUGGUACACAGGAAUACGUUUGCGGAGACAAAGGGGUGAACUGCAGUUGGGGUCAAGCGAUCAAUGUAGCUAAUCGAUACAUUUACGUCUCACAACCUUUAAAAGAUCGAGUAUUGGUAAUCAGCAAAAUACAAAUGGUUGUCGUAGAUGUUGUAAUCACCGAUAAUAAUCCGGUAGCAUUGCAUUACAUUCCACACCUGGAUCAAGUAUGGGUAUUAAAUUGGAGAAGUGUUCGAGAUCAAGGGGUGAAAACUAUUCAAGUAAUCAGAGAUGCUUCACAAAAACGAAAACAUCAUACAGUUCACCCUGAACCAAUUGAUGGACAUUUUGAUCUUGUUAGAGAUCUUUUUAUGCCACCUAUACAGGACAUGAGUCACAUGUUCAAAUAUGGAUAUGUUAGUCAUAAAAAUCAAAGAGGCUUGUAUAAAUUAGAUUUAGCAAAUAUGAGAUACAUUCGCAGCAUAGAUUUAGCACCAUACAACUGCGUUCCUAGAACUGUUCAGUUUUCAGCUCUAUAUGGUUUUGUGGUACUCGAAUGCGAAGAACCAGUGACAGGUCGUCCCACUGGUCAGGUAUUACUGGAUUACUUGACUGAUACAGUAAUCAUGCAAAAACCGAAUUUAUUCGGAAAACCAUUGGUGUCCCCUAACAGUAGAAUGGUUGUGACAUUGGACAGAUCACGAGAUGGUGCAACAUUAAUAGUACAAAAAGUCACAGAGGUUGGAUUAAAUUUCAUAUUUGAUGUAAAAACCACGUUAAAUAUAAGCGAAAUUACGUUUUAUCCAUCUCGUACCACACAUGGUUAUGAUACGUAUGCGAGUGCAGCCAACAAAGAAGACAUCUUAUUCUUGAACUUGGAAACUGGUAAAGUUGAAAUGAUCACCGGAGUAGGAAGAGCAAUGGAUCCAUCACUAGCUCAAUGGGGAAAUGGCAAUCGACCCAUCGUUGCAUCUGGUAUAUUUGGACAUUAUUUGGUUACUCCAGCAAACGAAGCAUUAUUCGUGGUUAAUGGUGAAACUCGAACUGUCAACUGUGAAAUUGGAGGACUUGUGCAUCCUAGAAUAGUCGUUUGGGUAACGAUGCAAUUGCAGUAACUACAGCUAAAGCGAAUGCAAUUUUUUUUUAGGGGUGAUCUCAUUCAGUGGUACCUGCCUAACUUUUAAACUAAAACAAAACCUUAAUUCGUGAAAAUAAUUUAAAAAUUUUAAAGCGUCAAUGUAAGUAAACAAUUUCAAUAGAAUGUAUAUUAUCAAAGAAACAAAAAUGUCUUGUACCACUGAACAAAAAAGACACAUUUAUUUCAAUGAUAUUUGUUCAAUUUUUUGCCCAUUUUUUUCCAUUGUAUAUAAUUGAUGAUAUUUUGAUAUGAUGUCAUGUACCAAAUGGAAUGUUAUGUUAAUAAUUUUAUACAUAUUUUGUUAGUUGUUGUUGAUUUUUUUUUUCAAUUUUACACUUUUUCUAGUCAAGCAUGAAAAAAAUUUACCUACCUAGUCAUUGUAUUUAUACGAAACGAAAUAUUUUAGUAUUCGUUUUAAUAUCAUAAAAUACUCGUCGACUAAGCUUUUUUGGGCUUAUUAUUGUACGUUUGUUAAGAUAACUAUUUAUUUUUACAUAUCAAACCAAUAACGACAUAUUGUAAAGUAUAUAAUAUUUGUAAAUAAACAAGUCAUUUGUUA
Messenger RNA from Planococcus citri (citrus mealybug), 3649 nucleotides. Its product is annotated as follistatin-related protein 5-like. Gene Ontology annotation, biological process: cell differentiation; multicellular organism development; regulation of BMP signaling pathway. Lineage: Eukaryota; Metazoa; Arthropoda; Insecta; Hemiptera; Pseudococcidae. The record is from RefSeq and is a predicted model, not a curated record. The transcript is spliced from 18 exons. Gene Ontology annotation, molecular function: protein binding. The coding region runs from base 245 to 3067 and encodes 940 amino acids.